GUGACCAGAGUAUUAGCUAAUUAGCAGCACUGUAGAAGCUGAACAUCUCUAGUCUUUUUGGACAGAUUUGGAUUGCAGUAUCAGCGAAUUUAUUACCUACAUAUUGCAAAAGAAGAAGAAGAAGAAGAAGAAGAAGAAAAAUGAGCCUGUCUCUCCGUUGAUAAAGGUAUCAUUGAGUGAGGAGCAUCACAGUCCGGCUGGAAGCUUAUGGCAGGUAAUUUUGGUGAACUCCAUCUUGAACCCAUGCUUCGGACAGUGGCUCAUGAAGAAUCCCAGGUCUUUGAUUUUGCAUCAACAUGAGACAGAAUUUUCAUUUUGGGACUGACCUAACUGCUGAUAAGAGUAAAAGGAAGAAAAGGAGAGAACUUACUGAGGAGCAGAAGGAUGAAAUAAAGGAGGCAUUUGAACUCUUUGAUACAGACAAGGACAAAGAAAUAGAUUAUCAUGAGUUAAAGGUGGCGAUGAGAGCGCUUGGAUUUGAGGUGAAGAAAGUAGAUGUGUUGAAGAUCUUAAAAGACUAUGACAGAGAAGGAACCGGGAAAAUAACUUUUGAAGAUUUCAAAGAAGUGGUGACGGACAUGAUAUUAGACCGAGACCCAAAAGAGGAAAUCCUAAAAGCGUUUAAACUGUUUGAUGACGACGAAACGGGAAAGAUCAGCCUGAGGAACCUGCGGCGAGUGGCCAGAGAACUGGGCGAAGACAUGAGCGAUGAAGACCUUCGUGCUAUGAUCGAUGAAUUUGACACCGACGGGGAUGGCGAGAUAAAUCAAGAGGAAUUCGUCUCUAUCAUGACUGGUGACUCGUGAGCUGCUGUGUUUUUUUAGGGAAUCGAUCACUGAAGAUUUGGCAGCACAUUUAGGCUGUGAAGAGCCGAUCGUUCAGUUUGAAGAUUGAUCUUAUUCAUGAACUGUAAACUCCAUUUCAAUGUAUUGAAUGGUAGGUCUGGUUGGUGCUAAAAUUCUGGACAGAAGCUUGAACGGAACUGAAUGUGAUCAAACAAAAUUUCGGGUCAUGAAUCGGUUGGUCUGAUUUUUAUUAUCGGAAACCCGUUAUGUCUUUAAUUAAUGAUUUGUGGUGUUGUUUAUCUUGCAUUUGAAAUAACAUUCCAAAGUACUAUUUAUUGUAAAUAAUUAGUAAAAAAAAAGUAUUUGUCUCUCUGGCUAAAGGGUAUUUUAUUUACUAUUCUUAAAUAAGUGUUGCAAGUGUGGUGGUUUAGUGGUAUAUGCUCCAUUAUUAGAUAUUUCUACAGGUUCUAAGAUUGAAAUGGUGUUGUUUUUAUUAAUGUUGUCCAAUAGAGGGAGACAUUAUUCAUAGGACAUCAGGGCUGCUGUUGUAUCAUCUGGGUUUUCAAAACAGCACUAGUUGGAUAUGUUAUUCAAGCCAAAAGGAAAAUAGGUUCCCAUUCAAAAGAUGCAAAACUUUUACCUCUCUAAAAUUAAAAAGUAAAAAUGGUAGUGUAAUACUUAAAAGCCAUACAAGCAAACAAAAUGAAAUAUGAAAUACAAAGCAAAAUUAAUCCACAAUUCUUUAAACAUUUACUCCCAUCAUGUUGUUCCCAGCCUGUAUGACUUUGUUUCUUUGCUGAAACAAAAAUGGAGAUGUUAGCCAGAAUGUCAGUCUCAGUCACUAUUCACUUUCAUUGUAUGUGGGUGUGAUGAGGAGGAGGGUGUGGCCGGGCCGUGAGGGUGCACGGCUGGUGCUGAAUCAGCUGAUCAAUGGGAGAGCGAGAUAAAAGGGGGCCGGAGGCGCCAGUUCGGGAGAGAGAGAGACACACGCGGCCAUGCUGCGUGUGUGUUUAUGUUUGUUUUAUGUUGACUGUUCAGCCGGUUCCCGCCUCCUCCUUGCCCAUCCUGUACGUGUUACAGUGGUGCCGAAACCCAGGAGGGAGGAGGGAUGCGCUGUCGCGGAGUCCUCGCCACUGCCGUCAGCCAAAGGAGCAGCCACGGCCAUCUGCCUGGGGAUGGAGCGGUUGCUGCCGGCCGCCGAGAGCCGGAGGAACUGAUGCCGCCUGCUGGGGAAGGAGCGAGCUGUCGUCCGCCAGAGGGUGGAGGAGCGGUUGAGGACCAGGCGACAGCAUGUCCGGGGACCGGCGAGCAAGUUUUUCCUCUCUCUCUCUCUCUCUCUCUCUGUCUGUGUGUCUCCUGCUCACCCUUUCCCUCUCCGCACGCCUCCCCUCAUCUCUCUCCAGGUUCCCAGGAGGUGGGGUGGACCACCGGCUGACAGAACGGCCGGAAGAGCAGCGUCUCCCCUCUAGAGAUGGGGGGGGAGUAAGUCAGCCUGGUGGCGCCCCAGCCUGAAUCGGGCGUGGGAGGAGUGUGACAAGGAGGGGGGCGUGGCCGGGCGCUGAAUCAGAUAAUCAGUGGGAGAGCGAGAUGAAGGGGGGCCAGAGGCGCCAGUUCGGGAGAGAGAGAGAGACGCACGUGGCCACGCUGCAUGUGUGUGUUUAUGUUUGUUUUAUGUUGAGUUUGAUAUUAAAAGUUAUGUUGACUGUUCAGCCGGUUCCCGCUGCCUCCUUGCCCAUCCUUUACCUGUUACAGUGGGAUAAAAGCAAUGAAAGUGAAUAGUGACUAAGGCUGAAAUUCUAUCUCCUUUUGUGUUCCAUUGAAGAAAGAAAGUCAUACGGGUUUGGAACAACAUGAAAGUGAGAAAAUGAUGAGAGAAUUUUCAUUUUUGGUUUGACCUAUCCCUUUAACAGACAUUACUUCAAAGUGCUUCGUUAUUUUAAUUGAUAAACAAUUGAGCCACUAUAGAAAUUAAAGUUCACACAAAAGUUAAAUUCUAUCAUCAUUUAUUCAGCCUUAUGUCGUUCCAAACUUAUACGACUUUCUUUUGUGGAAACUAGGUGCAUAGUCGUUGGUUGUGCGGCAUGCAACAACCAAUGGCGUUUGGUGUCAUUGAUGUCAAACAUGCCCUGAUUCACCUUCACACACGAAGUCUGAAUAAGCACAAGCAUGAAUAAGAGUUGAGAUAUUUGGUGAAAGACAAGAUUUUCAAUGAAUAAUGACUUAAAUGUUCAGUCUGUUUCUCACAAAGUUUUGGAAUGGCUUGAAAAGGGUUUGAAUAUUGCAUACAAGUUCUAUUCUACCUUUAUGGAGCUUUUGUCAUUUUUGGAACUUGACAGUCACAAAAUUGUUUAGUUGAAUGCAGGGACAGAUUAAUGCACAGGCCUACCAGGCAUUUGCCCAGGGCCUCCAACCAGCAGGGGCUCAUGGUGAUCUGCAGAAACUUUACAGUAAACAGAAUUAUGUUUAUUAAUUUUUUUUACAAAUAUUUAUUAAAGUAACAGAAAAAUUUCAAUCAAUUUGUCAUAUGAUUCCUUUGCAGUUGUUAUUAAUAAAAAAUUGCCAAAUAAUAAUAAAUAUGCAUUAUGUUGCUUAGUGGUGUGGGGAAAUAAUUGAGCAUUCAGCGACCCCAAAAAAAAGUAAACAAAAUAAAUGGAAAAAGCACAACCAAGUGGAUCUAUUUAAAGAUAAAUUAAAAACCAAAAAAAUAAAGCAACUUGCUUUUUGUAGUGACCUGGUGAGAGAACCGAACUUUAAUGACGUUAUGGAAGACUUUAAAAAAAAUUAUUUUUAAGGAAAGCUAUAAAGAGACCCGUCAGGUUAGGUAAGAAGACUGUUAUUUUUACUGAGUUUGUUGAUAUGUUGAUUAGUGUUUACUGUACUGUAUUGUCUUAUGAUUGCACGAUCUGGAGAGGCUUUAAAUCUAUAGUGGAUACUGAUAACAAAUGCGAUGUGUACAUAAGCCGGUUUGUUAUCUUAUCGUUAAAAUGUGGUGUGAUGUGUACAUUUUCCCCCAUUGUGUAUUCAUGUCACUAAAUUUAAAUGUUGUUUAAAGGCAGAUACACAUGUAAACAAUGCUGUGGAAAAUGGGAUGCUCCCAGUGGAUCUUUGACAUCCAUUCAUCUACAAAACACUUGAAGAAAAUGCAGCAACGUGAGAGAUCUUUGUCACGUCAUGACAUGCCAUUCAUUCCCAGAGUGAGCCCGUUAAGGCAUCCGUGCCCAAGGCAUCCCAAUGUCAUAAUCCGUCCCUGGUUGUAUGGAAAAAGCAGUGUCAUUAUUCCUUUAAAUAAUAUUUUAUGUUUGAUGGGAAAAAGUCAUAUGAUUUGAGAAAAUAAAAUGAUGAUGUGUAAAUGUGA
Molecule: messenger RNA, 4140 nt
Organism: Myxocyprinus asiaticus (Chinese sucker)
Lineage: Eukaryota; Metazoa; Chordata; Actinopteri; Cypriniformes; Catostomidae
Product: centrin-3
Exons: 6
Coding region: 297-806 (169 amino acids)
Biological process (GO): spindle pole body duplication
Cellular component (GO): microtubule organizing center
Molecular function (GO): microtubule binding; calcium ion binding
Source: RefSeq, a predicted model, not a curated record